This is a messenger RNA of Brugia malayi, 762 nucleotides long. RefSeq lists its product as uncharacterized. Bases 1 to 762 code for a protein of 253 amino acids. The transcript is spliced from 3 exons. The record is from RefSeq and is a predicted model, not a curated record. Lineage: Eukaryota; Metazoa; Nematoda; Chromadorea; Rhabditida; Onchocercidae.
AUGGCUGCCAACACUCCACCAGUAGGAAGCUUACCUCCAGCUUCAACUCCAACCCCAAUAGCUGACGCUACAGCUCUACCUGCGGAAAAUGUUUCGCCGACUACUAAUACACCACAAGGCGGGGCAAAAGCGCCCGUGGCUGUCAUACCAGUGCCAAUACCACCAAAUAAGCCAAAUGAGCCAGCUUUUCAACUUAAAAUUGAGCCAGAUACAAGACUGGAGUUCAAGAGUGACAAAUUGACGGAAGAACCGUGUCAAAUUGAGGUUAAAUUGACAAAUCCAACGAAGGAUAGGCAAACAUUCAAGGUAAAAUGCACAUCGAACGACAUUUUUCGGGUACGUCCACCACUUGGAUUUUGCGAUGCAGAAGCUUCGACUCCAAUUAAAAUUACAUUUUCAAGUAAAACAGUGCCUGAUAGUGGAAGGCAUUAUUUUGCAUUCUAUCAUAUGAAAAGUAAUGAGAAAGAAAAGACUGCCCGACAAGUUUGGACACCUCAAUCAAAGUUUGAAGGUGUACGCCGUAUUAUGGUUUACUUCCUCAAAAAUGAUGGAACUCCAGUCCCACCCACUGGGAAUACACCACAAACUGGUGACACACUGCCAGCAACUGUGCCAACUGGUGGUGCUACUGCACAAGUGGCGGAUACACCGGCAGCGAAUGCAUCUGCGCCAGCUGCAGUUCCUGAUGCAAAAGCAUCAGGAACUGCAGAUGAAAAGGCGACAGCUCCGGACGCAAAAAGAUCUUCUACUGUGACGAAAUGA